UUUCCUUCUACUCCGAUCGACUUGUUUCUGAUCUUCAUAUUCUUGUCCUAACUUCGUCAUCUAUUCAAUUACCGCUAUCGACUCCUUUAUCAUCACUUUACCCUUUACCUUUAUCAUUAGAGAAGACCUCAAUUAGAGAGGCCGUUAUUUUUUAGUGCACACAUUUCGCCACUCAAUCAUCAAUCCAGAUAUUACUUAGCCUGGAGAAAUGAAGACCCUCAACACUAUUGUCUCGAUGCUCACAGCUGUGGCUCUCGUCUCUGCUGGGACAUAUCACGACUUUGAUCCUAUGUCAUCACCAUUAGACACAACCGUUGCUCGCGGCUUCAUCAUUGAGUAUGAGGAUGGAGUCAUGCACUCUAACGCCUACUCAUCCUUAGAUGAUCAUCAAGUUUCCUAUGAGGUCAGGAAUGAGUAUGGUAUCUUCAAUGGUGUAGCCAUUUCUGUCCUCUCAGCCCAUGAUGGCAACGAUUUAGCAGUCAUUCCCACUAUCAAAAAUGUCUGGCCGAUCCGCUUAUACUCAAUUCCAAAGCCUCGCCCUUCUGCCAUCAAUGCUACGGACCCUGCAGCAGCCUCCUACCACUCUAUGACAGGCGUUGAUAUUGUCCACCGUAAGCUGAAGCUGACAGGUAGAGGCGUCAAAAUUGGGGUGAUCGAUACUGGCAUCGAUUACAACCACCCAGCCUUCGCAGGCCGUGGUGCCACCAAGGGGUGCUUUGGGAAGAACUGCCGUAUUGCGUAUGGAUGGGAUUUUGUAGGGGAUGAGUACAAUGGUGGCAACGAGCCUACGCCUGGGCCAAAUCCUAUGGACUGCCAAGGCCAUGGCACACAUGUUGCAGGUAUUAUUGGAGCGGAUGCUCUGAACAUCAAGUCCAGCCUUAAGCCUCCACAGCCAUUUGUAGGCGUGGCACCUGAGGCGACUUUGGGCGCGUAUCGUAUCUUUGGGUGUACAGGUAGUACCACAGAUGAUCUAAUCAUGGCUGCAAUGGAGCGCGCAUACCACGACGGUAUGGAUCUGAUCAACAUGUCCUUAGGCGGAGGAUCGGCUUUCAAAAGUAAUCCACCAGCUGUGCUUGGCGAUAAACUGAUUGCUAGAGGAAUGGCCAUUAUUGUAGCAGCUGGUAACGAUGGAGAACAUGGUGUCUGGAUGGUCUCAGACUCAAGCCUUGGUGAUCUCUCUACUUCUGUGGGCUCCUUUGAUAACAUUGUUGGUACUUAUGCUUACUUCACAUACGCUGGAGGUAGAUACUCUUAUGUGCCUUCAGAUGCCUAUGGCAAGGCCAUCAACCUCCCUAUUUCUGCCACUUUAGUCCCUGUGCUCCAUCAGAACGGUACACUUGCGGACGGAUGCAACGCGGACGCAUACGGAGGCUUAAAUGUCAAGGGGAAGGUUGUCCUCGUCCUCGGAGAUCUCGCCCGCUGCAAGUCUGGUGACCGCGGUACGAUCGCCAAAGAGGCUGGUGCAGCUGGCAUUCUAAUUCAGACCAUCCCUUUUGGCUUGGGAGGCGUCGGUGGCAUCCCGGAGUUCCCUAUGGCAUCCAUUGAACACAAGACCGGCACAGAGCUGAUCGCCGCUUACAAACAAGACUCUCAACACAGGCUCACUUGGAGUAAGACACCAGCCAGCUUCUGGCCCGAUGUUUCGGCUCCUGGUGGGAACAUCUUAUCGGCUUUCCCUCUCAAAUUGGGGGGAUACAAAGUCAUGUCUGGUACCUCUAUGGCUGCACCUUACUUCGCCGGCGCACAUGCUCUCUACAUUCAAGCAAAGAAAACCAAACCACGUGGUGAUGAUGUUCGCAAGGUCUUCAAGAACACAGCUACUUUCUUCAAGGAUCCGAUCACAAACACUUACACUUCGGCUGCAAAGCAAGGUGCUGGUCUGCUCAAUGUAUUUAAUGCCCUUACUGCCACAUCCUCCAUUACACCGGAUCACAUAGACCUUCUGGACACAAACCAUCUCCAAAGAACAGUCCAGAUUACUCUUAGCAACCAUGGCAAGGGUACAGAGACUUACACUUUAUCGCAUGUACCAGCUGAUGCCCUCAACUCGUACCCAGGAAACAAUACAUUCCCUCUGCUACAGCCAGUCCUUGAGGCUGACUAUGCAUCCGUCACAUUUUCGACCACGUCGGUCAGGAUUCCAGCAGGCAGGUCUGCAACCGUCACUAUUCGAUUCCGCGAGCCUGCUGCCGGGGAAGAGCUCUCAAUUCCCAUUGGAGAUGUUUCUCAGGUCCCAAUCAUGGAUACUAGCCUUGGGUUCCCGGCCUUGAGUGCUUUGGAUGUCGCGACUGGUAACCUGACCGAUGUCUCGAAAAAAGGCGACUAUCUCUUUGACCUCACGUCCAUGAAGCCUGUGGCCUUGACUCGUCUGGGCUCGCAUACGCCUUCAGGGGAGAUCCGUAUCUAUGACUCCCAGAAUGUCUUCAGAGGGUACCUUAGCUCGAAGACUGGUACAGCUUACGGCCCCUUGGGUAGGCAUAAGAUGGUAGAUGAUCAAGGUAAUCUUGUCUUUACGCCGAGAAUAUGGGAAGGCCAGGUUAUGGAGUCCAAGACCUCAACGGUGCCUGUCAAAUUACCUGCUGGUGUCUAUAGAAUUGUUGUUGCUUCUCAGAGGAAGUUGACUAAGGGCGUAUACCCUAAAGACUAUGAAGUGUUCGAGAUUGGUAAAGUCCAGAUCUAA
Molecule: messenger RNA, 2680 nt
Organism: Lobosporangium transversale
Lineage: Eukaryota; Fungi; Mortierellomycota; Mortierellomycetes; Mortierellales; Mortierellaceae
Product: peptidase S8/S53 domain-containing protein
Exons: 4
Coding region: 209-2680 (823 amino acids)
Biological process (GO): proteolysis
Cellular component (GO): cytosol; membrane; cell wall
Molecular function (GO): serine-type endopeptidase activity; tripeptidyl-peptidase activity
Source: RefSeq, a predicted model, not a curated record